Molecule: messenger RNA, 927 nt
Organism: Microthlaspi erraticum
Lineage: Eukaryota; Viridiplantae; Streptophyta; Magnoliopsida; Brassicales; Brassicaceae
Source: the annotation of a GenBank genome assembly
AUGGCUCCAUCGUUCCUAAGCGUAGCAAGCUUCGUUGAGGCAAUACUUCGCCGGAGAUUCUCUUCUGCGGGUCUCUCUCUACAAACCCUAUGCAUCGACUCAGAAACCACCAUACAGUUCUGGGGCCCACCACCGGAAAACAAACAGAAACCGUCGCUCCUCCUCCUCCACGGCUUUGGCCCUUCCGCUGUAUGGCAAUGGAACCGUCAGGUAAAGCCACUCUCUCAAUCCUUCCGUCUCUACAUUCCCGACCUCGUGUUCUUCGGCGGCUCCACUACUUCCUCCGCUUCCUCCGACAAGAACCGUUCGGAGAUGUUUCAGGCGUCGAGCAUGGGGAAAUUGAUGGAGAAGCUCGGUGUCGAGAGAUUUAGUGUUGUAGGGACGAGCUACGGGGGGUUUGUGGCGUAUAACAUGGCGAAAAUGUUGCCGGACAAAGUGGAGAAAGUGGUUCUUGCGAGCUCCGGAGUUAAUAUGCGGCGGAGUGACAACGAGGCGUUCAUAGCGAGAGCUAAGUGCGCCGACAUCGCGGAGGUGAUGCUUCCUUCUUCGGGGACAGAUCUCCGGAGGUUCUCUGGGAUGAUUUCUUCUAGGCGACUCGAUUAUGUCCCCAAUUUUCUCUUGAACGACUUUUGCCAGAAAAUGUAUUCGGAGAAGAGAGAGGAAAAAGCAGAACUUCUGGAGGGACUAAGUAUUGGAAAGGACGACCAAACAAACGUUUCUCCAAUUCAACAGGAUGUACUGCUGAUAUGGGGGGAGCAAGAUCAGGUUUUUCCUUUGAAAAUGGCCCAUGACCUCAAAGAGGUGUUGGGGAAGAAGGCGACGCUGAAAGUGAUACAAAAGACAUCACAUAUACCUCAAACGGAAAAGCCCAAAGAAUUCAAUGACAUUAUCAUGUCUUUCUUGUUACCUCCCUCUCCUUCAAUAUAA